AUGGUUCGAAACAUUGUGGUCCUCGGCGGCAACUCGCACCCAGCCCUGGUCGAAAGCGUAUGCAACAUGCUGGGGCUUCCGCCAUGCAACCGCAUACUGACCAAGUUCUCGUCCGGCGAGAGUCGGUGUGAGAUCCAAGAUUCGGUCCGUGGCAAGGACGUCUUCAUCAUCCAGACUGGUCUUGGCGGCAACGGCAGCAGGCUCAAUGACCACUUCAUGGAUCUCUGCAUCAUGAUAUCGGCUUGCAAGACUGGCUCGGCGCGAAGGGUCACCGCGGUGCUUCCUCUCUUUCCCUACUCCAGACAGCCUGAUCUCCCCUACAAGAAGGCGGGCGCCCCUCUGUUCAAGGCGGGAUCCGAGAGCGGCAAGAAGGACUAUACCUUUGAGAGCGUCCCGGCAACCCCUGCGCCGGGAAUUCCACAGAGCGAUGGACUGGGCAACGCCAAUGACAUCACCAACCGUUUGCUCAAAACAUCCUUGACCAACGGGGCUGGCGCCAUGUCUCCGGUGAAGCAGUCCAACGGCGACGCCUACUUUGGAGUCAACGGUGUCAAUGGUGUUAAUGGUGUUAAUGCCACCAGGCAUCUGGGCAGCUACACGACGCACGACUAUGAGAACGUUUCACACGUCCAUGCAUUCCAAGCGAAGCCGGGGUAUAAGCAGUGGGUUGCGCAGGCGGGAACGUUGGUGGCCAAUCUUUUGACUUGCGCGGGUGCGGAUCAUGUAAUCACAAUGGACCUGCAUGACCCUCAGGUCCAAGGAUUCUUCGAUGUGCCUGUCGACAACCUUUACGGAAGACCGCUUCUCAAGCAGUAUAUCCGGCAGCACAUCCCGAACUACAAGGAUGCCGUUAUCAUCAGCCCCGACGCUGGAGGCGCAAAGCGGGCAACGGCCAUUGCUGACAGCAUGGGCGUACAGUUUGCCCUCAUCCACAAGGAACGCCGUCCAACCAAGAUCACGGACCGGCAGAAUGCAAGCAUGAUGCUCGUGGGCGAUGUUGCCAACCGUGUCUGCAUCCUUAUUGAUGAUCUCGCGGACACGGGCAACACAAUCACGCGGGCGGCUAAGCUCCUCAAGAAGGAGGGCGCGACCAAGAUCUACGCGCUCCUGACGCACGGCGUCUUCAGCGGAGAUGCCAUCAAUCGCAUUCAGGCCUCGGCCAUUGACAAGGUGGUUGUAACCAACUCGGUGCCUCAACACGAGCACAAGGCAUUGUUGGGAUCCAAGCUCGAUGUUUUGGACAUCUCGCCCAUCUUCGCUGAAGCCAUCCGGCGCGUUCACCACGGUGAAUCCAUCAGCGUACUUUUCAAUCACGAGUAA
This is a messenger RNA of Canariomyces notabilis, 1320 nucleotides long. RefSeq names its product phosphoribosyl pyrophosphokinase. Gene Ontology annotation, biological process: ribonucleoside monophosphate biosynthetic process; purine nucleotide biosynthetic process; 5-phosphoribose 1-diphosphate biosynthetic process. Gene Ontology annotation, cellular component: ribose phosphate diphosphokinase complex; cytoplasm. The transcript is spliced from 5 exons. Lineage: Eukaryota; Fungi; Ascomycota; Sordariomycetes; Sordariales; Chaetomiaceae. Bases 1 to 1320 code for a protein of 439 amino acids. Gene Ontology annotation, molecular function: ribose phosphate diphosphokinase activity; magnesium ion binding. The record is from RefSeq and is a predicted model, not a curated record.